Malania oleifera is the source of this 3510-nucleotide messenger RNA. Its product is annotated as pentatricopeptide repeat-containing protein At2g22410, mitochondrial. The transcript is spliced from 3 exons. Lineage: Eukaryota; Viridiplantae; Streptophyta; Magnoliopsida; Santalales; Ximeniaceae. Bases 225 to 2258 code for a protein of 677 amino acids. Gene Ontology annotation, biological process: RNA modification. The record is from RefSeq and is a predicted model, not a curated record. Gene Ontology annotation, molecular function: RNA binding; protein binding.
UUUGGUUCGGUUUUGAUUCGAUUUGAGAAUACUGAAAACCACAAGGUUCUGUUUGGUUUUUAGUUUGACUCAUAAUCGAUCCAUAAUAAACUGAGAGGAGGUUCUCUAAGAGUUUUCACUAAAUCUCAUCUCAUGUUAAAGAGUAAUCAUCGUUGUCUGGUUGAUUUAAAAAAAAUCCUUUCCCGCCACCAGGGGGGAAGAAGACGCACAGAAGGAAAAAUCUGAUGGUAUUUCUGCUGGUUGCGAACCGGAGAUCUCUGCGUUUGCUUCCACCAGGGCCUCCUCCUUCCUCAAACACCUCAUUUUCUUCCCUUCACACUCGCAGCCUCUUGCCCCACAGAGCAAAACCCACCAAUUGGAACACAAGUCACACCUUCGUUCUCACAAACCCUCUGCUCUCUCUCUUGGAAAAAUGCAAAUCCAUCGCCCAACUGAAGCAAAUCCAAGCCCAGAUGGUCCUAACCGGUUUAGUCUCCGUUGGGUUCGCCUCCAGCCGCCUCAUUGCCUUUUGUGCGAUUUCGGAAUCGGCUGAUCUCGAGUAUUGCCGCCACAUUUUGGUUAACACUCAAAGCCCAAAUGUUUUCUCUUGGAACGUAGCAAUCAGAGGGUAUUCGGAAAGCGAGAACCCGGAAAAAUCCGUUUUGUUGUAUAAGAAAAUGUUGCAGAGUGGUGGGUCGCGGCCUGAUAAUUACACUUACCCUUUGUUGUUUAAGGCUUGCGCUCGUUUGUUGUUGAAUCACAUGGGUCGUGAGAUUCUUGGGCAUGUGUUGCAGUUGGGUCUUGAUUCGGAUGUAUUUGUGCAUAAUGCGGUGAUCCAUAUGCUGGUUUCGUGCAGAGAACUAGCAGCAGCACGUGAGGUGUUUGAUGGAAGUUGUGUGAGAGAUUUGGUUUCUUGGAAUUCUAUGAUUAAUGGGUAUGUUCGAAGUGGAUGGGCAUGCGAGGCACUAAAGCUUUAUCAAGAAAUGGAGUUGCAAGGAAUCCAGCCGGAUGAGGUUACUAUGAUAGGGGUGGUUUCCGCUUGUGCGCAAUUGGAGGAUUUAAGCCAUGGGAAGGAAUUCCAUCGUCACAUUGAAGAAAAUGGGUUGAAAUUGACAAUUCCGCUUGUUAAUGCACUUAUGGACAUGUAUGUGAAGUGUGGUAAUUUGGAGGCAGCACAAGUAUUAUUUGAUAAUAUGACUAAUAGAACUGUUGUCUCAUGGACUACAAUGAUUGUCGGGUAUGCAAAAUCUGGGUUUUUGGAUAUUGCUCAAAUGCUCUUUGAUGAGAUGCCAGAGAGAGAUGUUGUACCUUGGAAUGCUAUGAUCGGCGGUUUUGUCCAAGCUAAGCGUGGGAAGGAAGCCUUGGCUUUGUUUCACGAUAUGCAAGCCAAGAAUGUGAAGCCUGAUGAGGUGACAAUGGUUAGCUGCCUAUCAGCUUGCUCACAGCUUGGUGCACUUGAUAUAGGAAUAUGGAUUCAUCAUUACAUUGAAAGGCACAAACUUUCUCUUAAUGUUGCCCUUGGCACUGCUCUUGUUGACAUGUAUGCCAAGUGCGGGAACAUCACAAAGGCUAUCAAGAUUUUUCGAGAUAUCCCUGGAAAGAAUUCUUUAACUUGGACUGCAUUAAUUUGCGGUUUAGCACUGCAUGGUAAUGCCCACGAUGCUAUAUCCCACUUUAUAGAUAUGAUCAAUAUUGGUUUGAUGCCAGAUGAAGUCACCUAUCUUGGGGUCUUAUCAGCUUGUUGUCAUGGAGGCUUGGUUGAUGAAGGCCGCAAGUAUUUUGCCCAAAUGAACUUCAAAUUCAACCUUUCUCCAAAGCUUAAACACUACUCUUGCAUGGUGGACCUCUUAGGUCGGGCUGGUUUAUUGGAAGAGGCAGAAGAGCUUAUUAAGCAUAUGCCAAUGGAGGCAGAUGCUGUGGUCUGGGGUGCAUUAUUUUUUGCUUGCCGAAUUCAUGGAAACGUUGUAAUGGGAGAAAGAGCAGCUUCAAAACUUCUUGAGUUAGAUCCUCAUGAUAGUGGAAUUUAUGUUUUGCUCGCAAGUAUGUAUGGUGAGGCAGAAAUGUGGAAGGAGGCUGGAAAGGUAAGGAAAAUGAUGAGGGAGAGGGGAGUAGAGAAGACUCCUGGUUGUAGCUUAAUUGAAGUGGAUGGCAUUGUUUAUGAGUUUAUUGUUAGGGACAAAUCACAUCCUCGGUCAGAACUGAUUUAUGAAUGUUUAGCUUGCUUAGCAAGGCAGUUGGAUCUUGUUGGUGUCCUUGGGGAGGACUCUCUUGGGCUCUGAAUGCGGUAGAUAGAUUUGAAUUAAAUGGCCAGAGAACUGUUUGAAGCUCUCUGAAUGUUUAAUCAGUUCGCCAGCUGGGAACUGUCUUUGAGAAGGUUGUUUGCCGGCUGCAACACAUUUCCAGCCCUCCCCUGGGCGUUCGAACUUGCAUGGGGGCUUUCAGAGGCAUGUUCUGUAUAAGAGGAACUUUUUCAUGUGAAGUUAUUCAGAUGAAUCAUCUGAUGACUCAAUCAUGCUGAACAACACUUGAUUUGGAAUUGUUUGCCUAACCAUUUCACCUCUGUUGGUUGAAGCUGCAUUAGCAAAGGCUGUGCUGGCAUCGCCACUGGUUUUAUUAGAAAGAUUUUUUCCUGCUGCAUCCGAAGAAGCUGCUGCUCUGAUCAGUGUGUGAAGCUUCUCAUGUGAAACUAGGAUGAGAUGAUAGAGGCUGGUUGGCUCUAAUGAUUUUAUUGUUUCAGAGAGGGAACAGAGUCAAUAUCAGCCAUUCCUUGUGCAGGACUUUUAGCACUUUCAAGAGCUACUUGAAGAGGCUGCUCCUUUUUGAGAAAUAUCAUCAUUUCCACUGGAAAUGUUUGCCUAACAGCCUGUCAUCUGGUGGUUCUGCUUGUUCUUCUUUUUCUUGUACUUGGCUACUCCCGGACUGCAGGAGCACAAUUGGGUGAAGGCUGUAAAGUGGGAGGAGGCAAUUCAGUUUUUCAGUGUCUUAAUUGAUUAUACAUGACUGCUCUCUUCAUUUGGCAUUGCUGACCUCUACAUUUGAGCAUCCAAGCACGCAUCAGCUUCAUUCUUUACCUCGGCUUUUACGUUGGGAUUUGGGAAUUUAAAUCUGUUCGAAGUUGGUGAUUGUAACUUCAAAGUUGCAGGUUAGCAUGUUAUUUGGUGCACAGUGUUUAUGCAUGUUGUAUCGUAAUGAACUUGAGAUUUUUAUUAGUUCUAAGUGUCUGUGUUAUGUUAUUAAUGCCUUCAAGAUAUCGUAGAGAAUGGUCCUAAGAAAGCAUACUUAUUGAGUAACUAGAGUGACUAGGAAUAGGUGAAAGAGGUCUAUGCUCUACUGUAUCAUAAGGUCAAAUCCAUCUAUUCAUUCCCCAACCUGUGAUUCUUUAAAUUUUUUUCCCCAGGAUAACCUUUUCAGCAAACAUGCAAGAAAAAAGCUUUCCUGUUCAUUGUUGUCGAUUUAAUUCACUCAAAUUGUUAUCUUGUAUGUUGCCGCUAUGCUAAUGUGUAAUGGAUUUACUUAUUUUCUUACUUUUCA